Molecule: messenger RNA, 1111 nt
Organism: Mercenaria mercenaria
Lineage: Eukaryota; Metazoa; Mollusca; Bivalvia; Venerida; Veneridae
Product: peptidoglycan-recognition protein SC2-like
Exons: 4
Coding region: 347-928 (193 amino acids)
Biological process (GO): peptidoglycan catabolic process; innate immune response
Molecular function (GO): zinc ion binding; N-acetylmuramoyl-L-alanine amidase activity; peptidoglycan binding
Source: RefSeq, a predicted model, not a curated record
GGACAAUUAGAAAAUCACACAAUAACCGUUACUUUACUACCUAAAUUUUUUUACGCAGCAUCACAACACCAUAUCCUCCAAUAUAGUAGUGAUACGCUUUUCAACCAUGUAAAAUAAACAACAAAAAACAAGAGCAACAUUUUCUCUUCCUGAAUGCUACUGCAUCUUUAUUGGAUGAAAUCAGUAUGCUAUCUUAAAAUGAAUCAAAUAAACAACUAAAAGGAAGAAGGUCGAUAAUGACAUAAAUGACAUAAAAAUUAUUAAGACUAGCAAUUUUUCAUACAUUCAUUUUAUAUUCAUUGUUGCAAUCUUACAACAUAGUGAAGGAACGCAUCAAAUAUUUAAAAUGAAUACUUCUCUGCUGCUGUGCUUAGCCAUUUUGGUUGGAAUAAACUGUGUCCAGCUUCCUGGAUGUCCGAGAAUAAUUUCAAGGAGUGAGUGGAACGCUCGUCCAGCUGUGAAAACCACCUGGAUGUCUAAUUCGGUUACUUACGCUAUAAUCCAUCAUGCUACUGGAAGUCGGUGUUUCAGCACUGCAACGUGCAAGACAAAAGUUAAAUCGUACCAAAACUACCACAUGGAUACAAAGGGAUGGUGGGACAUCGGUUAUAACUUUGUAGUUGGUGAAGAUGGAAAUAUUUAUGAAGGACGCGGCUGGAAUGUGAGAGGGGCACAUGCCGGUAGUUCAGCAAUAAACAGAAACAGCAUAGGGAUUUGUGUGAUAGGUGAUUUCAGUAACACAGUUCCAAACACAGCUGCUCAAAACGCCGUGAAAAGUUUACUGAACUGUGCUAAAAACAACGGCAAAUUGGCAUCAUCUUAUACACUGUGUGGUCACCGCGAUGUAAGAAGUACACAGUGCCCUGGUCAAAGCUUUUACAACCUUAUCAAAACAUGGAGCAAUUACAAUGAGAACUCAAAAUGUUGAUACCGUGUCUGUGUACGAUUCCAUAACUUUUCCUUGCUUUCUUUGCGUAUGAUAAAAAAGCGUUGUUGUGCUUUGAUCAGAAUAUCGUAGCUUGCAAAACUCAUUUAGAAAUGUAUUUCACAUAAUACUUGAUACAAAAUAAAACUGUAUAAAUGGAUAAUAUGGACAAUAGUUACUGUAUAU